CUUGAAUCUGACACAUCUUUGCACAAACAGACAUCAAGAGCAAUGAGAAAUGAAGCCAUGUAAACCCUUGAGACUGGGAAGUAGCCAAAUAACCACAGCAUCAACAUCACUGUUAUACUCUCUUUCUUACCUACACAAUUAGUAUCAGCACAAAGUUUUUACAUCUGUGAAGGCUGCGCUCAGUUGGACUCUGUUUUUGUCAUGAAUAGGACUAAGUAAGAAGAUCACAACGUUUCAUGGAGUGGGAAAAUGUUCAGAUGAGAGCCAUUGUCAGAUGCUUCCAGGUGUGAAAGUCUUCAUCUGUAUAGCCUGUUCUCUCUGGCAAGUAUGGAAAUAAGCAUGGUGAAAACAUUUAUCUGUCAGCCUUUGUUGAUGUCAGUGAUACUUAAGGAGCUUAAUGAAGAAGAAAGAAGUAACAUUUCUCAAGCUGCUAUAUGAAUGGAAAUCCAGUCUCCUAUGUGGGCUGUGGAAGGUUGAUGUUAAGGAGAACUAACGUGCCAUCCUAAAACAGAUCCUCAGUCCUGUUCUAAACCUCUGGCAGCAGUUCCAGUACCGGCUGGAUUAGCAGUUCCUUCCAGAGAACAGGUUCAUCAAUUUCGUCUCUCUACACUCUGCAAGGUAGGACUGGAACAAUGAAACUGAAUGAGCGUAGCGUGGCACAUUAUGCCACCUGUGAUUCUCCAGCAGAUCACACUGGCUUUCUGUGCAAGCGUGUGGAGCGCCACCAUCACCACCACCACACUACCUCCUACCAGCGUCGCUGGUUCAUCCUCAAGGGCAAUCUGCUAUUCUAUUUUGAAGAGCGGGAGAGCCGUGAGCCACUGGGUCUCAUUGUGCUUGAGGGCUGCACUGUGGAGCUGUGUGAGGCUGCAGAGGAGUUUGCCUUUGCCAUCCGCUUUGAUGGCACCGGGGGCAAGGCCUAUGUGUUGGUUGCUGACUGCCAAAUUGCUAUGGAGGCUUGGGUGAAGGCACUUUCACGAGCCAGCUUUGAUUACAUGAGGCUCGUGGUUAAGGAACUAGAGAAACAACUGGAGGAGGCCCGAAAGAGCUUAGUUACCCACCACAAAUUACCAAAAAAGUCUACCUCUGUCCGGAAGAGACAUCUCUCCAAUCCUGCCAUGGUACCAGUCCAGGAGCACCCAGUCAUCUUAGAGAAUGGGUCUUCCACAUGGGAUAGUGGCUGCACUUUUACAGGAGUUGUUUCUUUGGACCACGAAGGGGGAUAUUUGAAACCCCCACCCUUACCUCCUCGUCGAAGACUCGCUAGCGGUAAUGUGGGUGGAGGCUUCACUCCUGGCCUUGCUUCUCCUGGGCAGGAAAGUCCCGUGUCUCCAGAGACAGCUUGUUUCUCAAAGCUGCAUGAUUGGUAUGGCCAGGAGAUUGCAGAGGUGAGAAGGGAAUGGCUGAAAUGUCAAAAGAGGGGAGAAAAGUGCUGAGAAAACAAUAUAUUUUUGAGGUGGGUUUUUUGAUUAUUUUUUUUAAAAAAUGGGCAUCAAGCUGGUUUCCCCAGAACUCUUGCUGCCCUUAUGAGUUGUCAAAGACUUCAUAUUCAUAUCUGGAAUAUUUAAUUGCAGUUACAAGUAUAUUGUGGACCAGUCAUGGCCACAGUGUAGUAUUUCCAGGGAAUCUAGAAAUGGCCACAACAUUCCUAAAACCUAAUCCAUAACUUAAGCAGAAGAUGUGUUUGCUAUCUUAUAUUUUCAGACAUUGAUACUUCUUAAUAUAUGAAAAAAAACCAUGUAUUGCUAUUCUCCUCUUGUGCCCUACAAUAUCAUUAGUGGCAUUUCAUCUAUAUAUUACAGUUGCUUUAAGACUUAUUCUUAAGAAAGCUAAGCUCAGAGUUACACAGCAUGGCAACAUUUUCUCACUCACUCGAACAAUUAUAAUGCCUACAUGGCACCUUUCCAGUAUUCAAAGUGGUUCAUGUAUAUUAUAUUAUGAUUACUGACAACAGCCUGAUAAUGUAGGUUGGCUUCAUUAUCACAGAUGGAGAUAAAGUGAGAGAACAGUAGCUUGCCUAAAGCCAUUUUGUUACUUCAUAGCCACAUUAAAAUUGAACCAGAAUUUUUUCCAGCCGUGACAUUGAAGCAGCCCUUGCAAAAUAAGAUGACAGUUAAUGUCCCUGAUCCAAAACCUGUGUAUGUCUCUGGCUCACAUAAUUUCUUAAGCUUUUUUUCAUGUACAUUUUGAGUCCGUAUUUGAGGAUUAAACUGCAAGAGAACCAAAAUGAUCUUGGUCAUAGUUGAAGCAAGCAAUUAGAGUUACUCUCACACUGCAAAGUUGUAAAGAUGUGUAACACUUUGAUUUAGGGGUGGAAAUCAUGUUGCUCUUUAGAUGUUGAUGACUGUAACUCCCAGUAGCCCUAGCCAGCGGGGUAUAAAUACCGUAACAAACAAACAAACAAACAAACAAAUAAAUACAGUAACAUCUGGAAGGUCACACAUGAUUCCCCUCAUUUUCCAUUUAGUCACUCUAUUCCCUAGCAUUGCCAUCAGUGCAGCCAUCCUUAGGUCUAAGGCUAUAUUUGUUCCUUUUGAUAAGGAUUCUGUUUUCUCUACAGUUUCUCCAUAACUGCAUUGGUUAAGGGACAGUAUGUUUCAGAACUACAUUUCAGAAUGGUCUUAAAAAUUCACAGCUGAAAACUCAAGUUACUGCUAAUUUCCAUUUUGUUAUGUGCCUUCAAGUCAACUCCAGUUUAUGGCAACCUUAUCACAUGGUUUUUGUAGCAAGGUUUAUUCAAAGCAUGUUUGUCAUUGCCUUCCUCUGAGGCUGAGAGAAUGAGAUGUGCCAAAUGUCACCCAGACAGUUUUCAUGGCUGAGCAGAGAUUCAAACCCUGGUCUCCUGAAGUCUUAGUACAACACUUAAAUCUCUAUACCACACUGGCUGCCAAACCUCCCUUACCCACUCCUUUUUUGUCAGGAAAGAAGAAGUGAUUGUUAGAAGGCUGAAAAUAUGCAAUGUGGCUGACAACAAGAUAGAUGAGAAAAAACAAAUUAGGGAACAGUGAACACCAGAUCCUGUUGGAUCUUGGAAGCUAAGCAGUACAUGGAUGGGAGACUGCCAACAGAUACCAGGUGUAGCUAUAUUUCAGAGGAAGGAACUGGCAAACCAUUUCUGAGUAACCCUUGACCAAGACAGGAUUUAUGAAAGGAAACGACUAAGGAAGGAUCUAUGAAAUUCUUGGGAUCACCAUAAAUCAACAGGCAACUUGAAAGCGCACACACACGCGCACACACGCACACACAAAUACACCAAAGAGAAUUUUAAAUUUCUUAACUGUGGUAUAUUCAACUACUAGUUUGUUUCUGGUUGUUAAGUCCUAAAAUUACACCAAAUUAUCUCUGCAAGAGGUGAUUACUUUAUCAUUCUUCCACCCCACUCCCCCAAAUAUACACAAUAUCAUGCUGUAUGCUGUUAUUUUCCUGAUCUUUUGGGUACAGUUUUCUGUUUAAAGGUUUUGCAUAUUUCUAACCUGAAAAUAUAGCUUAUUAUUGAGCCAACAAAAUUAUUAGUUACAAGGGGUGUGCUUCAAAUUCAGAUGAAGCCCAAACCCAGAAGUGGAACAGGUCAAUUUGAGACAUGUCCAGACUAAAGCAAGCCAACUCAAAAGUGGACCAAGUUUGACUAUAUGCUCCUGAAGACUUUGAAGAACCCAUAGGCAUAUACAGUGUAUCUCCCACAAAUUCUCUGUGUAAGAAAAACACCAGAGAUGGAGAGAAGCAGGUUUUGUUUUAUGAUUAAUAGUUCUAUCUUCUAAUCUCAGUGAUUUUAUCAGGGCAGUUGGACUGCUUUCCACUGUUCAGUAAUCAGUAGUUCUCUCUAUCAGGAAUAGAAACAUUAAAAGAGAUUUUAUGGUGUUACAGGAAACCUGAGAAAAUGCAGAUUGGAUGUACCGGUAUGCUUGAAAAAUGAAUAUUCAUUAUCCAAUCUCCACCCCUGCUAUAUUGUACUUUGCAUGACUUUGGUGCCAGCUGUGCAGAAAACUAAACUUAUAUCAAACUGUGUUGCGUUCACUGUAAUUUCCUAACCCCAAGGUUUAUGGCACAGGGAUAUAUUUGUUUGUUUGUUGUUGAUGAUGUUAAGCACCCUUGAGUUGAUGUUGACCCAUGGCACUGCUGUGGAUGAGACAUCUCCAAGACUCCCUGUCUUUCACUGCUCUGCUUAGUUCGUUUGUAGCCUGUAUCAUUUUUAUACAAACUGACCAAAGCAAAAGGCAAUAAUAAAGGGCCUUAAUGGAUAGUAUGUCCAUCUCCACUGCAAAUUAAACACCUUUUCCAUAAAAAAAGUGCAUUCUCCCCCUUUUGAAAUUGUACAGGUUUUAAAACGAGGACUACUUCUAUAUUUUCAUAAUAAUGGAUGUUAUCACACAAGGGAAACUGGAAGUAUAAUCCAAUGGCAAUCUGAACGCAAUCAUGGGGUUUAACGUUAUUGCGUGAUAGACUACCACACGCAAUUUUGGGU
Molecule: messenger RNA, 4462 nt
Organism: Sceloporus undulatus (fence lizard)
Lineage: Eukaryota; Metazoa; Chordata; Lepidosauria; Squamata; Phrynosomatidae
Gene: PHETA2
Product: PH domain containing endocytic trafficking adaptor 2
Exons: 1
Coding region: 633-1436 (267 amino acids)
Biological process (GO): endosome organization; retrograde transport, endosome to Golgi; receptor recycling
Cellular component (GO): early endosome; trans-Golgi network; recycling endosome
Source: RefSeq, a predicted model, not a curated record